AUGGACAUAAACCAUGAUUUAACAAAACAAAUAAUAAACUACCGCAACUGGCAAGAUAACAAACUUUGUGUCGAUGAGUCAUCUAACAUUGAAAAAUCCUAUUUGGAUAUUUCCAACAAACACCGAUAUGUCAAAUACGGAAACUUACCAUUCUAUACUCAAUCGAUGUAUGCAGAUUCUGCAAAGUUCUUAAAUAAUUCAACUAAACAACAAAUGUUGGGAAACCCUGUAAGAGCAAUUACGCCGAAUACUCAUCAUUAUUUUGUGCCUGAGCCAGAAAGCCCUCAAAUGAGCCUAUAUUUAAACAAUGGAACUUCCGGUUGUCAGACCUGUGUAUGUGCUAAAAGACCCACCGUUUUAUUAAAACCGUAUUCACAAUCGUCAUGUGGAUUUUCGCCGACUGAACCAAGCUGUACCAAAAACGAUUAUUCGAGAAACUGUCUCUUUCCCAACUGCAAAUGCAAAGAACAUGGUAAAAAUUCACAUGAAUUGAGUAAUCUUAAAUGGAAAGAUAUUCGUUAUGGUUUGAUUGGGUCACAGCCAUCAAUUCCAUAUAUUUAUAAUCAGCAAAGUUUAUGUUCACCAUCUUUUGAUUCUCACAGUUAUGCCCCAGCAGCGAACCUUCCAUCCUAUCCUACAAAUUGUCUAAUAAAAUGCGCAUCAUGUUCUCCCAAAUGUCAGCCAGUAAUUAAAUGUACACAGAAUGAAUAUUAUCUAGAUGAUGAUGAAAAUAUAAAGAUCAACGUCACAUUGACCGUUAAAAAUGAUGAUCAAACUUUUAUUGAUCAACCAUGUUAUUGUAAUCAGCAAGAUCAAAAUGGCUCAAGUUAUCAUUACCAACCAUAUAGAAGUAAACAAUCCAGUCCAACGAGUACGUCUUAUCUGUACCUUUCAGAUUAUAACAAGCAGCCUACUCUGCCUAGUAAUACGUAUUUUAACCCACCAUAUUCCAACACACCGCCUGAUCUAAACCGUACUGUUUCCCAUAUUUUCCCCCCAAUUUCUGAUGAAUAUUCGCGCAAUAUAUUUUCAAAAAAGCAACGGCAUAAUAAACAGAGAGAAACCCAAUUUACAAUGAACCCAACUCCUAGCGAUCGGUAUCUUUUCGGUAAAAAAGUUCGCUGUGGAGCACCAAAUCCGAGUCGAUUGUCCACCUGUCUCUGUGAAUCAAUCGGUUGUUUCUUCCAAGCAUAUAAACCCGUUAAAGUGGAAAAGAAAGAAAAUAAGAAAGUGCCCAAGCGUCGCAAAUCAACUCCUUCAGUUUUUGAGGCAUCAGAAGAUCCACCAAAAGAUUCCCCGAUACCUAAACGUCGCAAGUCAACUCCUCCAGUUGUUGAGGCACCAAAAGAUCCUCCGAAACCAAAAUCUAAACCUAAAAAAUCAAGCAAGGAAGGAUUGGAGGAAGGACUGAGGAAAGGGGAUCCUAGGACAGACGAAGGUUGA
Helobdella robusta is the source of this 1443-nucleotide messenger RNA. RefSeq lists its product as hypothetical. NCBI's taxonomy places the organism in Eukaryota, Metazoa, Annelida, Clitellata, Rhynchobdellida, Glossiphoniidae. Bases 1 to 1443 code for a protein of 480 amino acids. The record is from RefSeq and is a predicted model, not a curated record. The transcript has 2 exons.